AUGAGGGGCAGGGUGCUGGUCCUGCUGGGGCUCCUGGUGCUGGUUCGGGAAGGAAGAGGAGAGGGGAACACGGUGAGGCUCUGCGGGAGAGACUUUGUCCGAGCUGUGGUCUUCACCUGCGGAGGCUCCCGCUGGAAAAGGCACCUGGCUGCUGAGCACCCCCUGCUAGCUUCGAACACGGAUGCGACAGAGAGUGCCAACCCCCUGCCUUUCCCACCCCAGAGCAAUGCUUAUCCUGACUCCUGGAGCUACAGACACCAAGGGCUGGAGGCUGAGAGCCAAGAAACCCACAGCUCCGAGGAGCCUGAGCCAGAGAGAGACCUGCGAGGCACCAGGAAAACCCCUCUGCUGGCAAAGCGAGAAGCAGCCAAGCUGCUGACCACCUCCUGCUGCAGCCUGGGCUGCACCGAGAGAGAGAUCAGCUCCCUCUGCUAA
Molecule: messenger RNA, 435 nt
Organism: Calypte anna (Anna's hummingbird)
Lineage: Eukaryota; Metazoa; Chordata; Aves; Apodiformes; Trochilidae
Gene: INSL5
Product: insulin like 5
Exons: 2
Coding region: 1-435 (144 amino acids)
Cellular component (GO): extracellular region
Molecular function (GO): hormone activity
Source: RefSeq, a predicted model, not a curated record